GGUGAAUAAAAGCUGUAUUUACUCGGCUAACACAGGACCAUUUUUUGAGUUUCAUGGAUUUCUAUUGUUCUUGACCGAAUAUAAAAGUCACUACAGCAAAACACCGAAGGAAAAAAUUGCCUUUCUCACUUACAAUUUUUCUUUUCUUUUCGUUUAAAAUUACCAAAUCAAGGUCAGAGUUCAUCUGGCAAACUAGGUCCUCUGGGCGAAAACUAGUAAAGCUGAAAGUCAGUCGUGUGUAUACAAUGAAAACUGCAUAAACUUUAAGAUUCAACGAUUACACAACCUGUUAAAAUGUCUCAAAGCAGUGUAAAUGGCAUUAAAGUUGUGGGUGUCAAUGGAAACCAAUCGUCUGAUGAUGAUGUUACUUCUCCAAGCAUCUUCCAUUGGAAGUGUUACCAAGGCUACUUUAGGACAUUUCCUGCACUAAUUAAAAUUUGUGAAUUAUUGUGUGUCUUCAUAGCAUUUACCAUCAGUUUCUUGGAUAAGAAGUUUUUACUUGUGGGCGGUUCAUGGCUUACCGUGACUACUGCUUUAUCUUUCAUUGUUACUGCAUUCUUUAUUGUGUUCCAUCUCUUUCUUUUGCACCGUUUUAUUGCUGCCCCCUGGUGUUUAAUUGAGCUUAUUGCUUACGUUAUCGUAUGCAUACUAGUGUUUUCAAAUGGAGUGCUGUCUGCGGCUUAUUCUCAUUUAAGUGGGGUUAUAAUAGCAGAAACGGUAAGGAUGGAAUAUAAAAUAUUUUCCUGAGUCAGACUUUUGUGUGUUAAAUAUAUUUUUAUUGAGAUAGAAUAGGUAUGCUCCUCUGCUCUCCUCCGUUUUUAAAUUCUACUUUUGUCUCAAUAUUUGGUGAUAAUGACGAGUGGAUCAACCCUAGUACGAAACAUAUCAUCUUCUGUGGUUAAGUUUCGACAAUAAAAUCGCUCAAGAUAUUUUUAUCUUUAUGGCACUCGCUAUUUAUACGGUAGACAGUUUAGUUGCUUUCAAAAUUUUCAAAGCUGGACGCUAUUAUGACUAAAUUAUGCGAUUACAUGUUUACGUAGUCUACUAUUUGCUUGUAAUUCUAAACUUUGGUUAAUAUUAUUCUUUAAAUUUUUUUUUUUCGCUAAUCACAUUUACAAAUUUCCAGAUAAUAAAUUAAGAUAUUCCAAACAUUCAA
Schistosoma turkestanicum is the source of this 1156-nucleotide messenger RNA. The record is from the annotation of a GenBank genome assembly. NCBI's taxonomy places the organism in Eukaryota, Metazoa, Platyhelminthes, Trematoda, Strigeidida, Schistosomatidae.